AUGUGCCUGGAACAGUUGGAGAUGCUUUCUGAAAAGAAGCGUCUGAGGAUAUUUGAUGGUGAGCAAAGAACUGGGUCUGCCACAGAGGAGGAAACUGAAGGGCAUGUAAGAAUAUCACAGCUAUUUACUCAACAAAACAACAAUGUAGAUUCCACUUCUUCUUUAAGGAAUAUUGCAGGGGUGGAAGAAUCAGAUACUAAAAUGGGCAGAGGAGAAGACUGUGAUGCUCUGAGUAUAAAUGCCGAUACAUCCAACAGUGACAUAGAGGGUUCAAGUUGCGAGGAAUGGAAUACCGAUGCAUCUGCGGCGCUACCCAUUAAAGCAGCUGAACAGCCUGAUGACUUAGUGAUGGACAUUGAGAAAAGUGUGAGCGAGAUCUUAGGCUUGGCAGAGCUAUUAUCUGAAGAGAUUCCCCCUGCUGCAGUGAAUGUGCUCCCUGAGGAUGUUCAGCCAUCAGCUCAACAGCUUGAUCUAUUGGAAUUAGAGAUGAGAGCCAGAGCAAUCAAAGCCUUGAUGAUGGCUGGCGAUGUGAAGACGUCUUAAAAAUGUUGUACUUUCCUUUUAUUUUUACUUGCUUUCAGUUUAAUGAGAUAUAUCUGUAACUUAUCAAGCAAAUUUUCUUAAACAGGCCCUAGGCACAGCAUUUCCAGACAAGGUUCUAUAGUGUCUUUUUACAGUCUUUGUUAAUUAGAACGUAUCUGUAAUAGAAUCAGCUUGAACUCUGGUACAGCAAGCCUUAUUUAUUUUAGCCACAUUUAUUGUGGGAUGGUACCAUUUCAUUAUUUAAAAAAUAGUGGUAGCAGUUGCUUGCCUUUCUGUAUCACUUGUCAGAUACAGAAUGAUUCUCUAAAGCAUGUGCUUCAUUAAGGGCCCUUGCACACGGGUUGUUUUACCUGCAUUGCAGG
Messenger RNA from Xenopus laevis (African clawed frog), 905 nucleotides. RefSeq names its product caspase activity and apoptosis inhibitor 1-like (gene caap1.S). The record is from RefSeq and is a predicted model, not a curated record. Lineage: Eukaryota; Metazoa; Chordata; Amphibia; Anura; Pipidae. Bases 1 to 543 code for a protein of 180 amino acids. The transcript has 4 exons.